This is a messenger RNA of Colletotrichum graminicola M1.001, 1689 nucleotides long. RefSeq lists its product as uncharacterized. Gene Ontology annotation, biological process: sucrose catabolic process. The record is from RefSeq and is a predicted model, not a curated record. The coding region runs from base 1 to 1689 and encodes 562 amino acids. Gene Ontology annotation, molecular function: sucrose alpha-glucosidase activity. The transcript is spliced from 2 exons. Gene Ontology annotation, cellular component: fungal-type vacuole. Lineage: Eukaryota; Fungi; Ascomycota; Sordariomycetes; Glomerellales; Glomerellaceae.
AUGGCCAGACAAGCAGCCGAUAGAAGCGGCCGCUGGCGGCCCCAGAUCCAUUUCUCACCACCCUCCGAAUGGCUCAACGAUCCAAACGGCCUCUUUAUUGAUUCUGAAGGCGUGUGGCACAUGUAUUACCAAUAUGCCGAUAAUGUCGCCGGCGACGGUGUCAAGAAUUGGGGCCACACCUCGGCUACCAAUUUCUACGACUGGGUUGACCACCCUAUCGCCAUCCCGGCCACCGCACGCGACGGUUCCAUAUGGUCAGGAAGCGUCGUCGUCGACCGCAACAAUUCAUCGGGCUUCUUUCCUUCCAACAAGACCAGCGGGAAUGAUAACAUCAUUGCCUACUACACCUCGUGGGAGCCGGAUCAACAGUCCCAGCACGUGGCCUGGUCCUACGACGGCGGCCAAACGUUCAAUCAGUAUGCGGGUAACCCCAUCAUCUCGCUCAACAGGCACGGGUUCCGCGACCCCAAGGUCUCCUUCCACCACGAGACAAACACGUGGGUCAUGGUUUUGUCCCUUGAGAACGAGGUCGCCUUCUACACCUCCAAGGAUCUGGUCAAGUGGGAUCAGUCGUCCAUCUGGAACCCGCAACGCAACAUCGGCCUCAUCGAGUGCCCCCAGUUCCUGCAGAUCCCGCGGAAGGACAAGUCCGGCAGCGUCGUAGGCGCCAAGUGGGUUCUGACGCUCAGCUUGGGAGGAGGCGGCCCCGGCGGUAGCGCCGCCGUCAAGUACCUCACUGGCGAGUUUGACGGCACCGCCUUCACGCCCGACGCGCCCUCCGGCCGCGCCGCGGGGAGGGACAUCCACGCGCGCCAGGACACCUUCACCCUGUACGACUUCGACUUCGGCCCCGACAAGUACGCCACCGCCUUCUUCUACUCCCAGAAACUCAAUGACGCCGCCGAGGAUGCAUACUCCGUCACCUGGGCCGUUGACGCGAGCCAGUACGGCUGCUGCACGCCGACCGCCUCAGAGGGCUGGCGUCACUGCAUGGGCGGUGUGCGCCGCCACUGGCUCGACGCCAGCACCAACAGGCUCAUGUCGGCGCCGGCAGGCGACCUCUCCAAGCUCCAGACGACGAAGCCCGGCUGGAACCCCAUCGUCGAGGAGAAGGGCGUCCCGGGCCUCGAAGGCAGCAGCGCCGUCAUCCGGGACUACAACCCCGCCGUCGAGUGGACGCUGACCGUGCGCAUGGCCAAGUCCCUGCUGAAGGAGGGCUCGACCGCUUCAGCCCAGCUAGUGUUCAAGGCCUCCCAGUCUACGGGCAACGAGUCCGUCUCUCUCGGCCUCCAGUUCGUCGGCAGCUCUGGCAGCGGCGUCCCCUCGGCGAGCGUCAACAUCGGCCGCGUGAGCACGGCAUGGGACCGGACCGGCACAUUUGCCGUCUCCGGCGUCCAGGUCCUUGACGCCGCGUCGGAGGAGGGCGCCGACGCCAAGGUCGAGUUCACGCUGCACGGCAUCCUCGACCGCUCCCUCCUCGAGGUCUACGUCAACGGCGGCGUCGAGGCCGGCACCAUGCUCUACUUCACCGACAAACCUCUCGACAGCAUCGCUCUCACCCGCGGCUCCGGCCCCAGCGACCAGGGCAUCACCUUCGACUUCAAGGCUGUUGCGCUCAACAGCUCGUGGGGCACGUACGAGGAGAAGACCGUCUCCCAGCAGGACAAGUGGAUCACGGAGGAGCUGUAA